This is a messenger RNA of Capronia epimyces CBS 606.96, 1296 nucleotides long. RefSeq lists its product as uncharacterized. Gene Ontology annotation, biological process: peroxisome organization. Lineage: Eukaryota; Fungi; Ascomycota; Eurotiomycetes; Chaetothyriales; Herpotrichiellaceae. The transcript has a single exon. The record is from RefSeq and is a predicted model, not a curated record. Gene Ontology annotation, cellular component: peroxisomal membrane. The coding region runs from base 1 to 1296 and encodes 431 amino acids.
AUGACCAGCCUUUCCAACGCCUCUGUUGAUCUGACCAGAGCCGCUAUCAGCCUACCAUCAGCCUAUUCAAACUAUGUCGCGUCCAACUCUUCAUCUGUCUCUGGCAUCGAAACUAGCCUGCGCUCUUUGACCUACCUUCUCCCUGGCACAAGAUAUCACGACUCCGAACUGGCGUCCGAGGGGGUACAUACAUUUGUGCAGCUUUUGUCAAUCUAUCAUGACCAUCUCCUGAAAAACCGUGAAGCUCUGGGUGCCCUGUUGCCGACGGCUAUCAAGGCAAAUACUACAAAAACACAAAGGACAAAACCUUCCCUUCACGCGCGCUACACGAUGUUUUGGACUUCGUCCUCCUCACUCUAUACCAAAAUCGCAACUCUUUUGAAAGUUGCGCAAUAUACAGAAUUGCUGUGGGAGAUGAUUGCACGGCGCAGAGGUGGCGAAAAGACAAGGUGGCGAGUGGUCGUUUUGUUGGAGACAUUCAAAGCUGUUUGCCGGCUUUUGCUAAUGCGCCUUACACACGCGCGACCACUAGUCAGUCCGCCGAUGCCUCUGAGAGAGGAUCUUGCGCCCGUCCAAUCUGAAGACUCAGACCAGGAAUUCUCAGAAGACUUGAGAUUGGCAGAUGACGAGGGGUCAAUCGAUAUCAAGGGAGCGCUGGGCGAUGCCGGUGUCCUAACGCCACCCCUGUCAGAUGCUGGCAAGCCUGCUUCGUCAUUGUCCACCACCGAGCCCUACAGCAUGCCACGGACCGGGUUCACUCUGCCGACUUUACCCACGCCGGAUACGGUAUCGGCGUAUCUGCUUGAUCAUGUUCUCACUGCGGACGAUGUUAAGCCAGCCAAGGACUUGCUCCAUCAGUUGGCAACCCUGCGCGGGCAGGCCGCCGAAGUCAUGUACAUCCUCCGACCUGUUAUUUACGCACUAAUGAUGCAAAGGGUUGCUGGCAUAUACGGCUAUGAAGGGUCGAAGUGGAAGCGGCACUGGACUCCAUGGUUGAUCGGCAUCACGAUGGAAUACCUCGCUCGACAACUUGCCAAACAAGACCUCGCAUCCCGAGUACCCGGGGGUGCGAGAACUGGACUGUCGGCCCUGGAACGCGAAGAGUUGCGGAAGCGAGGAUGGGGUCUUGCCUGGUGGGGCAUGAGAGGUGCCUUCUAUGAAAAUAUUACCAAGAAGUGGGUGUAUGGCGUGGCCGAAGCAUUGAAAGGCAAGCCCGUCCUAGACCUGGUCGGAGUCGUUGUUGAUGAGUAUGAAUUUCUCUGGAGUAAUUAUUAUUUCAGCACCUCCACAAUGUGA